AAUACAUACGGUAGACUUAGUGAGCUUGCUAAUUAUGAUGAAAAAGUCCUCUGAAUUUCAGAGAUUAACUUUGUCUAUGUUUUGUAUAAAAAAAGAUACAAUAAAUUUGUUUAGUGUAACUGGUUGUAAUUGUUAACUUUGUUUGAAGAGAUCUGGGUUUGAAUCUUGAUAUUGUUAUUUUUAUAUGAAAUAAAUAAUAAAUGCGUAAAGACAAAAAUGACCUUCCUACUUUGACUCUCAUUACAGUAAAUUUGAAAUAGAGAAAAGUACACAAAGAACCGAAUCCGAAUUUUACAUCGCCUAGCAGUUGUUGGCGGCCGGCCGGCGGCCCUUCCUCACGUGGUACGCUACCUCUGCCAUUUUCGAUACACUGCUGCUUGCUUACAGACAGAAUUGGCUCGGCGAAACACUCUGAAACAACCGCUUGCUUCUCUCGCCUGUCAGGUUAAUAUGACUACUCGCAUCUUCUCCAUCCUUUGCUGGUAGAUAUUAGGGUUUUUCAAUUGAAGAACCUUUAUCUUAGAACUAAACCCAUGUUCCUCUUUGUAUUUCCUCGUUCGCCUUCAUUCUCAAUCUCUCCCGGGAUUUACAAAAUUUCCGGUCUAAGACUUCACUCUUCAUUGGCUGACAAGCUCUACACUCACUUGCAAAACAACCCCACCAACCCGGAAAGAGCUUUGAAUUUGGUCAAGCCUAAACUUGACGCUUCAUGUAUUAAUGAAGUUUUGCAGAGGUGCUCCCAGAACGAAUCUCAGCUGGGUCUUAGAUUUUUUGUAUGGGCUGGCUGUCAGUCAAAUAAUAGACACAGUUCUUACACGUACCACAGGGUUUGUCAGUUGUUGAAGGUCAGGGAAACCCCGCAAGUUGUGUUGGAUUUAGUCGAGGCUUAUAAGGAAGAGAAAUGCGCUGUUAGUGUCAAGAUGUUUAAAGUAGUUCUUCAUUUGUGUAGAGAGGCUAAGCUAGCCAAUGAGGCUCUUUCUGUGUUGAGGAAAAUGUCUGUGUUUGAUAUUCGUCCGGACACCAAUGCGUUUAAUUUAGUUAUUAGGUUGUUUUGUGAGAAGGGUGACUUGGUUAUGGCUAACAAGUUGAUGGGGGAGAUGGGGUUGAUUGACCUCUAUCCUGACAUGAUCACUUAUGUAUCAAUGAUCAAAGGUUUUGUUGAUAUUGGUAGACUGGCAGAAGCUACUCGUUUGUUGAAGGUGAUGAAGAGAACUGGUUGUGCACCUAAUGUUGUGGUGUAUUCAACUCUUCUUGACGGGGUUUGUAAACAUGGCAGUAUUGAGCAGGCUUUAGAGUUGUUGAGUGAAAUGGAGAAAGGUGGGGAUUGUAGCCCAAAUGUGGUCACAUAUACCUCUUUGAUUCAAGGUUUGUGUGAGAAGGGUAAGACAAUGGAUGCAGUUUUCAUUUUUGAUAAAAUGGAAGACUCUGGUGUGGCUCCAAAUAGGGUGACAGUUAGCACUUUGAUCAAUGGUUUUUGUGCAGACGAUCUUUUGGAAGAGGCUUAUAAGUUGAUUGAUAGAAUUGUUGCGAGAGGUAGUGUAUCUUAUGGUGAGUGUUACAGCUCUCUUGUCGUGUGCCUAUUGAGGACAAAGAAACCUGAGGAAGCAGAGAAAGUCUUCAGGAGCCUUUUAGCUAGUGGAGCUAAACCGGAUAGUCUGGCAUCCAGUCUUAUAAUUAGGGAGCUUUGCUCCAAGAUAAGGGUGCUUGAUGGGUUUUACUUGUAUGAGGAAAUUGAAAAAAUGAGCUGUUCGGUUACCCUGGACGCUGAUAUCUACUCUAUAUUGCUGCUUGGGCUUUGUCAGCAAGGUCAUAUUGUGCAAGCUGCAAAACUUGCAAGGUCAAUGCUUGGGAAAAAUGUGCGGCCCCAAUCUACUUAUGUUGACGAAAUAGUUAAGCAUGUAAAGAAGUUUGAUGAUAAGGAACUGAUUGGACUAUUUGGCUUGUAGAUUUGGAUAAGAGCCAAGGUGAUGCUGCAUGCUUCUUCUCUAUGUUGCAACUUAUAAAUUUUGUUUUGAUUAUUAUAAGUUUGAGGUAUCCUGUUUGGAUGUUUCGAAAUGUAAGGAUUGGAAAGGCUUUAUGAAAAUUUCAACUAUGCAUGUUUGAAAUGCUAAAUCAAUUAGGGGUUUGGUGUGGUAGAUGAAUUUGAUAUUCUUGUUGUGUCGGAAGUCUGUUCUUUUGCUUGACAGCUCUGUUAUCAAGUAGCACAGAGUUGAAACCUUUUUCCUUAUGAUUUUCAACUUCACUCACAUUUGACCCUUUUUGCUGUUGUCCCUUGAUGAUGACUUAUCCGAAUACCUGUGCUUUUGACCUUAUGGUUACUGGUUUUUAUCUUAAUUUACUUCUUCUUUGUUACUUGGAUAUAUGGUAGACAUGGAACUUAUAACAUUUUCUGAAAGCUCUUUCGUACUCAAAUCAGAACUUAUAAUGUUAGUAUUUUGUAAAGGGCCAUCUGGGUUUAGGCCGUUGGUUUCAUACAUUAAUUUAUCCACUGUAUUUCUGUGUUUUCAUUAGGUGGUGAACUCACCAAAUACAGCAGCAUAAGUAAUGGAUGCUGAACGGAUACAUUGUAUUUCUGUCUUCCGAUAGCAUAUAAGCAAGCUUUAGAGGUCAGAGUAAGCCUGUUUGCUUUCCAGUAGAAGAAUGCACCACUCUGGUUCAGUAUUGUGAGUUUCUUACUGAUAUGGCUCAUCGAUUUGAGUUUUUACCAUGGAGUGUACACUUCAGCAGGACCUUUCGAAGCAUACGAAAAGGAAAUGUGACACUCUGCCUAGGAGUCAUGCUCUGGUGAGACCUCAAAACAUCGAAAACUUGCAACAACCUUUCGACUCAUUGAGGAAGUUUUCUCUGGAGAUUAUGGAACUACUUCCUCAUUCAAUUGGAUGUUGGUGGGUUUGCAUUCCUUGGCCAUGCUGAUCUAUUAUCCAGCAGUAUUAAAGAGCAGCUUGUAUUGGUUUGAUUCUUGGCAAAGUCUCACUGAUCGAUCAAUUUCUUGUUUCAUAACCCAAUGAAGAUUGGAUUGAUGUAAUCAUUGUUAAUGAAAGGUAGAAUGGGUUUUCUGAUAGAAUGCAGAUUGUGUUUGAUUCCAGAUGAGUAUCUUGCUAGACAGAAGCACUAUUGGGGGUCUUUUUUAAAAAAACAGCUAUUAUCAAAUUUGAUGUCUUACAAUUAACUGGAUGGGAACAA
Linum trigynum is the source of this 3183-nucleotide messenger RNA. NCBI's taxonomy places the organism in Eukaryota, Viridiplantae, Streptophyta, Magnoliopsida, Malpighiales, Linaceae. The record is from the annotation of a GenBank genome assembly.